GCUGUAAAAGCACACCAACACCAAAACAUUCCAAUCACCACAGAGUAUAAAUAAAUUUUAAUGGACACCUGUCACAAUCUGUGGUGUGUCACACUUUGACAUCUCUCUUCUCUCUCUCAAUUUAUAUUUUAUAACCUCCAAAUCAAUAUCAACAGGAAAGGAAAACAUUUCAAGAUUUUUGUGGUGUAAAACGUAAAUAUUUCAUAGAAUAAGGAAAUGGGGAAACGAAGUAAUUCCAAGUCUCUCGUGAAAAAUAAUACCAGUGAAGAAAUAAGCUCUGAAUUGAUGAACGGACAGAUUGAUCAUCCAGUUAAAUCUAAGAAGAAGUUAAAACAUAAGAUAGAAGAGGACAAAGAUAUUGCAAAAAACAUUGAAGAUGUUGUGUCAAAUACUGAUUGUACUGAAUCUAAAGCUAAGAAAGCUAAAAAGACCAAGAAAUCUAAAGAUGAAUUAAGUAUUGAACCUGAUAUGAACAAACCCAAAAAGAUAAUAUUUGUAAAUGAUGAACCACAAACCAUAGAAUUAGGGGAACCCAGUGGUAGCAAAACAAAGAAGAAGAAAAAUAAAGUGAAUAAUGUUAUAAAUGAAGAAUCACUUGUCAAUGAUGAAGAUAUUGACAAUUUCUGUGAUGAAUUAACUAAUCAAGAUAAUGAGCAGUAUGAAGAAUGGGUUCAAUUAUUAGAGGCUAAGUUGCAUCCUAAUAAAAAAUCCUGAUAGUAA
This is a messenger RNA of Plutella xylostella (diamondback moth), 720 nucleotides long. The record is from RefSeq and is a predicted model, not a curated record. Lineage: Eukaryota; Metazoa; Arthropoda; Insecta; Lepidoptera; Plutellidae.